This is a messenger RNA of Xenopus laevis (African clawed frog), 3459 nucleotides long. RefSeq names its product modulator of apoptosis 1 S homeolog (gene moap1.S). The record is from RefSeq and is a predicted model, not a curated record. The transcript has a single exon. Lineage: Eukaryota; Metazoa; Chordata; Amphibia; Anura; Pipidae. The coding region runs from base 938 to 3136 and encodes 732 amino acids.
GGACAGGAAGAAUCCUUCCCCUGUUUGUCUUCCAGUGACAUCAUCCAGCCCAGUUGCAUGCUGGAUAGUGACCCGAUUGGCUGGGAACCCCAGUGCAUCCUGGGGAGAAAGGGUGUGCCUGACUUUGGAGCCAAAAGCACAGGGUCUCCCAGGAAGAGAGCUGAGAGAGCCAGCGUGAGUAGCUGUAAGAUUGUGAGGUGCAGAGAAGAAGCUGCUGAAUCUGGGGAGAUUGAGCCCAGCCUGUCCCCUGCCAAGUUGCUGCAAACUCAGAAGGAGAAAGGUGCCACUAGUGAGACUGAUUCUGCUGCAGAGCUGUGUGUGAUCUCCUGUGUGAAUUCCUCUGAGAGCACCCCGGUGAGUGAGCCACCCAAGGGAGGAUACUGGCACGGAUACAAGCGUGGGGCCCCAUACUGAAGACAGCUGUUAACCCUUUACCUGCUACAAGAGAGCUGCUGCCAACAUUCAAAAGGGAGAGGUACUUUUGGGGAAUAAGGUAGCGCUACCUGGGGAGUAAGAGCUCUGGGGAAGGGACAAUCAUUUGAACUGUGUGAUUAUUAACCCCUUCAGGAGGAUUGGGACUGUGAUAUCUACCAAGGACUGUGUGAAGCAACAGUUAAGCACCUAAUAGUGGUUUAGGGAGUGUCCCACGUGUCCCCAGUGUAGGAGUGCAGAGUGUAUUAGUUGCCCAAGUGUUUACUUUUUGUUUAUAUAAAGUUUAUAUUGGUUCAAAUUGCAAACUGUGUGUUUUAUUAUUCCUAGUGUAACCCCCUGAGGUGUCUUCCUCAGUGUUCACUAGGUGGAGGCACUGCGCUGUAAUUCCCAGUUCCCAGUACUUUUCAAUGCAAAAGGGACUCAGGGCCCCUGGAUUGCCAAGGGUAAGUGGUGAUUUAAAGAGACAGUAACCAAAUUAGUGUUACAUUUUGGAGGCACUGCUGAGAUGUCGACUGGGAAGCUGGAUAUGUUUGAUGAAAAUAUGUCUUCAUUUGAAACUCCACAAACUGUUCGCCAGUGGUGUACUGCAUUGGGACUUAACCCUCGAAAGGUUGCCGCUGUAGGGCCUAUGGUGCCCAGAGUGAAAGAAGAAUUUAUUUACCAAAUUCUCGAUGGGGAACAGACUUUUUACCGCCCAAGAGUGGCUGCGUCACGGAGAGAUUCUGCUGGGGUCCUACUAAAUGUUCUUAUAGAAAGCCCUAAAGAGAUAGAUCGUGACCGGGUUCCCCCUGAUAUUGAUGCUGAAAGUGAAGGGCCCUGGAAGAUUGUUCUGCCUGAUAUGUCUGAUGAUGCAGAUGAGUUAACUUCCCAGGGUGAUGCCCUUACUACUCAGUAUGCUGUGAAGGCACAGGAAAGUGUGCUGCGGGACAAGACAUUGUUUGAUUCACCAGCUGGGAAGAGUCAAGUAAAGAGAUGUCCAUCCUGUGAGAGCGUGGUCUCCAAGGGGAGUCGGCAUAGCUCUGGUUGCCGGCUGGAUACCCCAGAGAUUGUGAGCGCGCUGGGACAACUGACUGACCAACUAACACAGCUGGCCUGGAAUGGUAAUUUUAAGAGACUUAAAGUGUUUUCCGGCACAGAUCCUGUACCUACUGGUGAAGAGUCCUUUGAGAGCUGGAGAGACUCCACUGUUGUGUCCGUGAGAGAUUGGACUGGCCCCGAGACAACUAUGAGAAGGAAGAUCCUUGAGAGUCUCCGCAGUCCUGCCGUGGAUGUUGUUAAAUCCUAUAUGGUUGGCCACCCUGAUGCUACUUCAGGUGAUCUGAUUGAAGUCCUGGAGGUGACGUUUGGCCCUGUAGAGAGUGCUACAGAGAUGCUUCAUCGCUUCCACUCUACCUUUCAAAAAGAGAAGGAAGAUUUGUCUGUUUAUCUUGUGCGGCUAGAACAAGGCCUGAGACUGCUAGUGAGCCGUGGUGCAAUUUCAUACGGUGAAAUGGAUCCUCUGAGAAUUCGCCAAUUAAAGAGAGGGACCCUGAAUAGUGACCCUGUUGCCAUGACAAUUAGAGCACACUACCAGGAUAAGUUACCCCCUGGGUACAUUGCUCUGAUGGAGAGAGUGCGGCGAGAGGAGGCGGAUGCCUAUGUGAGGGUCAGACGAAGUCCCACUUCAGGGCAUACAGAGAAAUCCCCUGCUGAUGCUAAACUGUUGGAGGAAAACAAGAAGCUUCGCAAAGAGUUGGGGGAGUUAAAAGCUCAACUGUCAGAGAGAGCCAGACCACCCCCAGCUGAGGCUAAGAAAAUUCCUAAGUGUUACCGGUGUGGCAAGCUUGGCCACAUCCAGCCAAACUGUCCAGUUCCUGAUGAAGGUGAAACCCAAUCUGCACUGUGUAAAGUACGCCGCAGGCGUAGAAGUUUCUUUGGAAGAUGUUACAAGUGCCAAGUGAUGGGUCAUCAGGCCCGGAAUUGUAAGACUUACAAAAAUGUUACAGUACAGAAGUCUUAUUAUGAGCCUUCCAUCUGUGAGAGUGACUCCCUUGAAGAGGAUAAGGUGUUGAGUCGAGAGAAGACUACUGUGGAGAACCCUAUUGGCAUGAAGGUGGUCCCUGAAACCUCUGAUACCCCCGAUAGAUCUAAAGGACUGGGUCUGGGUAAGCGCAGGUCUUCAUGUAGGGCAAAUGUUAGGGUCUCAGGUAACAGUAGUGACACCAACAUUAUUGACUGUUUUACUGUUGAGGCAUGCCAGGGCGUACGGCAAGCGAGGUCGUUGCCGGUUUGUCCAAGGGGAGAAUGUAGGGGACAGGAAGAAUCCUUCCCCUGUUUGUCUUCCAGUGACAUCAUCCAGCCCAGUUGCAUGCUGGAUAGUGACCCGAUUGGCUGGGAACCCCAGUGCAUCCUGGGGAGAAAGGGUGUGCCUGACUUUGGAGCCAAAAGCACAGGGUCUCCCAGGAAGAGAGCUGAGAGAGCCAGCGUGAGUAGCUGUAAGAUUGUGAGGUGCAGAGAAGAAGCUGCUGAAUCUGGGGAGAUUGAGCCCAGCCUGUCCCCUGCCAAGUUGCUGCAAACUCAGAAGGAGAAAGGUGCCACUAGUGAGACUGAUUCUGCUGCAGAGCUGUGUGUGAUCUCCUGUGUGAAUUCCUCUGAGAGCACCCCGGUGAGUGAGCCACCCAAGGGAGGAUACUGGCACGGAUACAAGCGUGGGGCCCCAUACUGAAGACAGCUGUUAACCCUUUACCUGCUACAAGAGAGCUGCUGCCAACAUUCAAAAGGGAGAGGUACUUUUGGGGAAUAAGGUAGCGCUACCUGGGGAGUAAGAGCUCUGGGGAAGGGACAAUCAUUUGAACUGUGUGAUUAUUAACCCCUUCAGGAGGAUUGGGACUGUGAUAUCUACCAAGGACUGUGUGAAGCAACAGUUAAGCACCUAAUAGUGGUUUAGGGAGUGUCCCACGUGUCCCCAGUGUAGGAGUGCAGAGUGUAUUAGUUGCCCAAGUGUUUACUUUUUGUUUAUAUAAAGUUUAUAUUGGUUCAAAUUGCAAA